Eptesicus fuscus (big brown bat) is the source of this 1867-nucleotide messenger RNA. It is a transcript of the gene TENT5A, whose product is annotated as terminal nucleotidyltransferase 5A. Gene Ontology annotation, biological process: mRNA stabilization. The coding region runs from base 145 to 1506 and encodes 453 amino acids. The record is from RefSeq and is a predicted model, not a curated record. NCBI's taxonomy places the organism in Eukaryota, Metazoa, Chordata, Mammalia, Chiroptera, Vespertilionidae. Gene Ontology annotation, molecular function: RNA binding; poly(A) RNA polymerase activity. The transcript has 3 exons.
CGAAGUCGCUCGCCGACGGCCGGGAGCGCACUCGCCGCUCCUGGGAAGUGUUUGGCGGCUUCGCGGUUCCUUUGCUCGCCGCGCUCCUAGAAGGGGCGGCCGCCUCCAGGUGACACAGACGGGACUCCCGCUUGCGCUUUCCAGAUGCAUCAGAGAUACUUUUGGACUGACCAGGGCCAAGUGGCAUUCGGCGGGCACUUCAUGGCGGAAGGUGAAGGGUACUUUGCCAUGGCCGAGGACGAGCUGGCCGGCGGCGCCUACAUCCCCCUGGGCUGCGACUUUAGCGGCGGCAGCAGCGACGUGGUUGGCGGCUGCGGUUUCGACGAGCCCUGCUCGGACUACUGCGAAAGCCCCACGGCGCACUGCAACGUGCUCAACUGGGAGCAAGUGCAGCGGCUGGACGGCAUCCUGAGCGAGACCAUCCCGAUCCACGGCCGCGGCAACUUCCCCACGCUCGAGCUGCAGCCGAGCCUGAUCGUGAAGGUGGUGCGGCGGCGCCUGGCGGAGCAGGGCAUCUGCGUCCGCGACGUGCGCCUCAACGGCUCGGCGGCCAGCCACGUCCUGCACCAGGACAGCGGCCUGGGCUACAAGGACCUGGACCUCAUCUUCUGCGCCGACCUGCGAGGGGAAGAGGAGUUUCAGACUGUGAAGGACGUCGUGCUGGACUGCCUGUUGGACUUCUUACCCGAAGGGGUGAACAAAGAGAAGAUCACACCACUCACGCUCAAGGAAGCUUAUGUGCAGAAAAUGGUUAAAGUGUGCAAUGACUCUGACCGAUGGAGUCUUAUAUCCCUAUCAAACAACAGUGGCAAAAAUAUGGAACUGAAAUUUGUGGAUUCCCUCCGGAGGCAGUUUGAAUUUAGUGUAGAUUCUUUCCAAAUCAAAUUAGACUCUCUUCUCCUCUUUUACGAAUGUUCAGAGAACCCGAUGACUGAAACAUUUCACCCUACAAUAAUCGGUGAGAGCGUCUAUGGCGAUUUCCACGAAGCCUUUGAUCACCUUUGUAAUAAGAUCAUUGCCACCAGGAACCCAGAGGAAAUCAGAGGGGGAGGCCUACUGAAGUACUGCAACCUUUUAGUAAGGGGCUUUAGGCCCGCCUCUGAUGAGAUCAAGACCCUUCAGAGGUAUAUGUGUUCCAGGUUUUUCAUCGACUUCUCAGACAUUGGAGAGCAGCAGAGAAAACUGGAGUCCUAUUUACAGAACCACUUCGUGGGAUUGGAAGACCGCAAGUAUGACUAUCUCAUGACCCUUCAUGGAGUGGUGAAUGAGAGUACAGUGUGCCUGAUGGGACAUGAAAGAAGACAGACUUUAAACCUUAUCACAAUGCUGGCUAUCCGGGUGCUAGCUGACCAAAAUGUCAUCCCUAACGUGGCUAACGUCACUUGCUAUUACCAGCCGGCCCCCUAUGUAGCAGAUGCCAACUUUAGCAAUUACUACAUUGCACAAGUCCAGCCAGUAUUCACAUGCCAGCAACAGACGUACUCUACUUGGCUACCCUGCAAUUAAAAAUCAUUUAAAAAUAUCCUGUGGGGAAGCCAUUUCAGAUAAGAUAGAGAAAAAUAAAAAGAAGGAAAAAAAAAGGCUGAGGGACCCAGCCCUGAUUAGGGAUAUGUUUUGUACAAUGAUGAUCUGCUCCUGAUUUUAAGCUUGGCAAAGUUUGUGGAUCCUUUCAUAGAUAUGGGAGCAUGAUCUUAAAAUGAUCCCCACCCACCAUCAACCCAUGCACCAAAUCCUCCUACCCAAUAAGAUUCUAUUCUGAAACAAAAGAGACCGGUCAUUGAAAACAACCAGGUUCUCCUAAAAUAACAAGGGGGAAAAAAAUGCUUGAUGACAAUAUGGGUUUGCAGUACCUUGCUCCCAUAGCUUU